Messenger RNA from Blastomyces dermatitidis ER-3, 552 nucleotides. RefSeq lists its product as uncharacterized. The coding region runs from base 1 to 552 and encodes 183 amino acids. NCBI's taxonomy places the organism in Eukaryota, Fungi, Ascomycota, Eurotiomycetes, Onygenales, Ajellomycetaceae. The record is from RefSeq and is a predicted model, not a curated record. The transcript has 2 exons.
AUGCGGAUCGAUCGUGUUUUCCUUCGGGGUUCAAUAGGCAUGGGAGGGAAACAGCGGACACGGUGUAUAGCCUGGGCUACUGUCCCCUGGGAUCCACCUCUGCCGAUGGAUUACGAGUACAUGACUGCGCUCAUGGAAAACGGCACGGCAAUAUACGCCGGAUGCACAAGGCACAAACUGUUUACAGGCACCACAAUCGUCACCGUUCGCCAAAAGACAGCAGACUCAAGCACGCAGGUCACAGGGCCUAUCACCAUGUUGGCGCAACCCAUCACGAUACAACUCCCCUCCUCAGACUCUAGCCUAUUCGUCACCGCGGCUACUGCUACAUCUGCAUCUUCGUCUUCUAUUUCUUCUUUUUCUUCUUCCGCGCAGCCCUCUUCAACCGCAUCGCAGGUCUCGGAGACCGGCUCAGGUGCCCCAACAAGCUCUCCGCAAUCUAGAUCUACGGUUUAUCCAGGGGGGCUUGACUCGGGGUGGGCGGCAUUGCCAUAUUUGCUGCGAUCGGGCUUUGGCACUAGCGGCGACGCAAGGCGAGCAAGAAUGAUGUAG